AUGAGAGCCAUUCCGAUGACCAGAAGAUAUGCGACUACGCCCGCCAACACCCCUGACAAUUUGAAGCGUCUCAGAAACUUGAUCGUAUCGAUACCACUGGCAGUCGGUCUAGGCUACGCUUUAUACAGAAGACUGAUUCUCGGCAUCGAGCAAAAGCAUUUCAGCGACAUGGAAGGGAAAACAAUUCAGGAUGCCACCUUGGGCAAUCAGAGGCGGCCAUCAUAG
Messenger RNA from Kockovaella imperatae, 225 nucleotides. RefSeq lists its product as hypothetical. Bases 1 to 225 code for a protein of 74 amino acids. The transcript has 3 exons. NCBI's taxonomy places the organism in Eukaryota, Fungi, Basidiomycota, Tremellomycetes, Tremellales, Cuniculitremaceae. The record is from RefSeq and is a predicted model, not a curated record.